This is a messenger RNA of Fundulus heteroclitus (mummichog), 3453 nucleotides long. It is a transcript of the gene fer, whose product is annotated as fer (fps/fes related) tyrosine kinase. Gene Ontology annotation, molecular function: ATP binding; non-membrane spanning protein tyrosine kinase activity. The record is from RefSeq and is a predicted model, not a curated record. The coding region runs from base 388 to 2862 and encodes 824 amino acids. Gene Ontology annotation, biological process: regulation of mast cell degranulation; cell adhesion; Fc-epsilon receptor signaling pathway. The transcript is spliced from 20 exons. NCBI's taxonomy places the organism in Eukaryota, Metazoa, Chordata, Actinopteri, Cyprinodontiformes, Fundulidae.
CUGCAGCGCUUCCUGGUGUCACGUGACGGCGCUCUCCUCUGACUCCUCCCACUCCAUCCCGUCUCCCAAAUACUCCCGGUUUUCCGUUUCCGGCGGAAGCCCCUCCCUGUUAGCCGCUAGCUCCGCAGCCCGGACCACCGCAGCAAAGCCAGGGCGUCGGAGCAGCUAGACUCGGUGAAGAGGACGGUAUGCAUCCCGGGGAGGACCGGCGGGGAGCGCGGUGACCGGACGGAGACCGGACGGAGACCCUAACGCCGCUUUGACCAGUUUUCAGGUCCGUAAAUGCCACAGAACGCUCCGGGAAAACACCGAGCCCACUCCCGGACUCGGACCAUGCCCUCGGGCCUUUCUUUCCUCCACUUCUAGAGACGGAACCACGUAUCCAGAAUGGGCUUUGGUCGGGACCUGAUCAACUCCCACGAGGGUUUGCUGAAGCUGCAGGACUGGGAGCUGAAGCUGCUGGAGACGGUGAAGCGCUUCAUGACGCUGCGGGUGAAGAGCGACAAGGAGUACGCCGCCCUGCUGCUCAGCAUGACGCAGCAGACCGAGAAGCAGGAGGCCGCUGACUACGUCAGCACAGUCAGCAAGUCGUGGUCGCAGGUGAUUCGUCAGACGGAAGCGUUGGGGCGCAUCAUGAGGAGCCACGCCGACGAGCUGAACUCCGGGCCGCUGCACCGCCUCGCCACGCUGAUCCGGGACAAGCAGCAGGUGAAGAAGAGCUACCAGAGUCUUCAUCAGCAGCUGGAGAGCCACAACCACAAGGUAACCAAGAGCGACCUGGAGAAGCUGAAGGCGUCCUACCGUCAGCUGAGCCGCGACGCCAACAGCGCCAAGGACAAGUACCGGGAGGCGCUGUCCAAAGGCCGGGAAGCCGAGCGCGCCCGCGAACGCUACGACAAAGCCACGGCGAAGCUUCACAACCUCCACAACCACUACGUGCUGGCGGUGUGCGGCGCCCGGACGCAGCAGGACAAACAUCGGCAGCAGGCGGCGCCGGCGCUGCUGGACGCGCUGCAGCGGAUGCAGGAGGACAUGACGCUGGCGCUUAAGAGCAUCCUGGAGGAGUACUACGAGAUCAGCAGCCUGCUCACCGAGGAGAUCGUCAAAGUCCAUCAGGAGAUCUCUGCCGCCGUGCAGCAAAUCGACCCGCUUGCAGAGUACCAGCACUUCAUUGACGCCUACAGGUCUCCGGUGCCGCCUGAGGCGAGCGUGGAGUUCGAUCCGUCUUUGCUGGAGGAGACGGAGAACAUGCCAGCGGAUGAGAUCCUGUGGAACACGCUGACAGCGGAGAGUCUGCAGAACAUGCUGUCGGCCAAGACGGAGGAGCUGACGCUGACCCAGAAGAACCUGCAGGAAAAGGAGACCUUGGCCAACGACCUGGAGACCAGGAUCCAGACCAGUCAGCAGAGCGCCGAGAGGAAGAGCGACUGUGUCCUGCUGCUCAGUCAGAAGCUCUCCCUCCUCGAGCUCCGUCAUACCGUCCAAUCACUGCGCAGCUCUGAGGCUUGCCUCCUCUCCCAGAAGGCAUUGCUAGAUGCAAAGAUGGCCGCUGCAGUCGCUUCCCCGCCGCCGCCGCUGCCAGCGCUGCAGUAUGAGGAUGACACUCGCUCGGUCUCAUCAACCGACAAGAUGAAGGAGAAGAGCUCUCGCUUCGACACUCUGCGUCACUCCUUGGCCGGCAUGAUCCGAUCUCCUAAGUCCAUGCUGGGCUCCUCCACCUCGCAGUUCUUUGACGUGAUUCCCACGUCGGAGCGCCCCCUGGCGGAGCAGGAGUGGUACCACGGCGCCAUCCCCCGCACGGAGGCCCAGGAGCUGCUGCGGCAGCAGGGAGACUUCCUGGUGAGAGAGAGCCACGGUAAACCGGGCGAGUACGUCCUGUCGGUGUUUUCUGACGACCAGAGACGCCACUUCAUCAUCCAGUACGCCGACAGUCUGUACCGGUUUGAAGGGACGGGCUUCCCCACCAUUCCUCAGCUCAUCGAGCAUCACUUCUCCACCAAGCAGGUCAUCACUAAGAAGUCCGGCGUCGUCCUGCUCAACCCCGUCGUCAAGGACAAGAAGUGGAUCCUGAACCAUGAAGACGUGGCGCUGGGAGAGCUGCUGGGGAAGGGCAACUUUGGAGAGGUCUUCAAAGGAACGCUGCAGCGCGACAAAGUGCCUGUUGCCGUCAAAACGUGUAAAGAGGAUCUACCUCCAGAGCUGAAGAUCCGCUUUCUGUCUGAGGCCAGGAUCCUUAAGCAGUACGACCACCCCAACAUAGUGAAGCUGAUCGGUGUUUGCACCCAGAGGCAGCCCAUCUACAUCGUCAUGGAGCUGGUUCCUGGUGGAGACUUCCUGUCAUAUCUGAGGAAGAAGAAAGAUGAACUGAAGACGAAGCAGCUCGUUCGCUUUGCCGUGGACGCUGCUGCCGGCAUGGCAUACCUGGAGAGUAAAAACUGCAUCCACAGGGACCUGGCAGCCAGGAACUGCCUGGUUGGAGAAAGCAACGUGUUGAAGAUCAGCGACUUUGGGAUGAGUCGGCAGGAAGACGACGGCGUUUACUCUUCAUCUGGACUCAAACAGAUUCCCAUCAAGUGGACCGCACCUGAGGCGCUGAACUACGGUCGCUACAGCUCAGAAAGUGACGUGUGGAGUUAUGGGAUCCUGCUGUGGGAGACCUUCAGCCUGGGGGUGUGUCCCUAUCCAGGAAUGACCAAUCAGCAGGCUCGAGAACAGGUGGAGAAAGGCUACAGGAUGUCGUGUCCUCAGCGUUGCCCUGACGACGUGUACAAAGUGAUGCAGCGCUGCUGGCAGUACAACCCGGAGGAGCGGCCCAAGUUCUCAGAGCUGCAGCGAGAUCUCGCCGCCAUCAAGAAGAAGUGAGCGGAGCCGGCCACGCCCUCAGCAGCCUCGGUGGGUGGGGCCUGAGUCUGAGUCAGGAAGUGCAGCCGCUUCCUGUCAGGUGGUCCACAGGUGUGCCGUCACCUAGGGAACGGCCAACGCCAUGUAAACACUGCAGACGUAAGCAAUAAACUAAAACGGCUUUAAGUUUCAAAACGUUUUUUUAUAAACACAGAAUGUGAAGAAAUGCCACUAAGCCCCGCCCCUUCCUCUGUUUCCAUGUUACGGCUCUUUUUGUUUAUUUUACCUUUUCUUCUCCUUUAUUUAUUGUUUUAAUUUUUGUUUUUAUUUACGACCACCAGCUAUCAGGCCCCGCCCAGUCUGCCUCUGACUAAUAAAGUUUUCAACAAUCUUCCCCUCUAAAUGCUGCCUUUUGGUCGUCAUGGUAACUGACAAAUCAUGACUGCUGAUUGGUCGGCAUCGUUUCCUGGGCUGUGUGAGCUCAGAGCGCCACCUACUGUCUGAGCAGGUGAACUCCAGUGUUUGGUUGUUUUCAGCACUAAUCGUUUGUCUUUUAUAAACUUGUUAUAAAAAAGUAUAUCAUUUAUAAUGAAAAUAAAUCAUAUGACUGCA